CGACGCGCCGCCCUCGAGCCGAGGCGGCGGCUGCGCAGGCGCCGGCGGCAGUUUGGGAAGCGCCGGAAACUUCGUGCUAAAGUUCCGAGCAGCGCCUGGCUCCGCAGCCCGAGCCCAGCCGCUCCCCGCGCGCCAUGUCGGGCUCCUCCAGCGUGGCGGCCAUGAAGAAGGUGGUGCAGCAGCUGCGCCUGGAGGCCAGCGUGAGCCGCGUGAAGGUUUCUCAAGCCGCAGCAGACUUGAAGCAGUUCUGUCUGCAGAAUGCACAACAUGAUCCCCUACUGACAGGAGUGUCUUCAAGUACAAAUCCAUUCAGACCCCAGAAAGUCUGUUCAUUUUUGUAAUUUGGUGAACUAUCUUGGUCUCUUUCAGUGUUCAGACCACUCAGUUUAACAGAUACAGCUCCCAGGAGAACAAGCCCCCUAUUUACUUGUACAAGUUGGAUUCUGCCUCUAGUCCCUGCUGUAUAACAUCCUACCUGGGAGAAUUUACAGUAUAUAAACUUCUGAAAGCAAUGGCAAUGAAAGCCACCCUUUGUCCCAUGAGCUACCUGUGAAGGUAAACUAAUUUAUACCGACUUAUUUAUAGUGUCAUAGAUUUAUGUGGGAGUACUUUCAUCAAACAUGCAUACAGAUUUUCAUUUUUUUUGUCUUUCAGAUCUUUUAACACCUUUU
This is a messenger RNA of Dermochelys coriacea (leatherback sea turtle), 671 nucleotides long. RefSeq names its product G protein subunit gamma 5 (gene GNG5). The record is from RefSeq and is a predicted model, not a curated record. Gene Ontology annotation, cellular component: heterotrimeric G-protein complex. Gene Ontology annotation, biological process: G protein-coupled receptor signaling pathway. The transcript is spliced from 3 exons. Gene Ontology annotation, molecular function: G-protein beta-subunit binding. NCBI's taxonomy places the organism in Eukaryota, Metazoa, Chordata, Testudines, Dermochelyidae. The coding region runs from base 135 to 341 and encodes 68 amino acids.